Messenger RNA from Gossypium arboreum, 2548 nucleotides. RefSeq names its product probable inactive receptor-like protein kinase At3g56050. The record is from RefSeq and is a predicted model, not a curated record. Gene Ontology annotation, biological process: protein phosphorylation. The coding region runs from base 250 to 2217 and encodes 655 amino acids. Gene Ontology annotation, molecular function: protein kinase activity; protein binding; ATP binding. The transcript is spliced from 9 exons. Lineage: Eukaryota; Viridiplantae; Streptophyta; Magnoliopsida; Malvales; Malvaceae.
UAAGCUUUAAAAGGUUAUUUGCAGAGUUCAGCCUUUUUGAGUGUACGCGUUUUCAAACCCAAAACAAAUAUUUUUUUUUUAAGAAAAGGAGAGGAAAAAUCAUCUGAAUUCUGAAGUGUAAAUUGAUCUUAUCGUGUUGUAUUCAGCGUCUGACUCAGCGGCGUCUUCUCUUUCAACUCAGUGAAACAUUUCUGGGUUCCUUUUUUGGGUUAAGCUUUGAUCAAAAGAAGAAGAAUAAAAAGGAAGACGAUGAUCAUGGACAAGAACUGGAAGUUUAUAAGAUUAAAACAAGGUUUCGGAGUUGGUGUCUUGCUGUUUUUGUUAUGUCAAACUUUGGUUUGUUGGUCAUUGAAUGAAGAAGGAUUGGCGUUGUUAAGGUUAAAAGAUAGAGUUGUGAAUGAUCCUUUUUGUUCAUUGUCGAGUUGGAAAGAAGAAGAUGGAGAGUUUGACCAUUGUUCUUGGUUUGGUGUCGAGUGUUCUGAUGGCAAAGUUGUUGUUUUGAACUUGAAGGAUCUUUGUCUUGAAGGAACAUUGGCACCUGAACUUGGAUCUCUUGCUCAUAUUAAGUCCAUUAUUUUGCGGAACAACUCUUUUACUGGAAUUAUCCCCCAAGGCAUCGGAGGACUCGACGAACUAGAGGUGUUGGACUUGGGAUACAAUAACUUCAGUGAACCGAUUCCGCCCGAACUUGGAAACAAUUUGUCACUGACGAUCCUUUUACUGGACAAUAAUGAGCUCCUCAAUAGUUUAUCUCCUGAGAUUUAUCAACUUCAGAAGCUUUCAGAAACUCAAGUGGAUGAAAACCGACUAUCUAAGGCUGCUAAAUUAUCUUGCAAGCAAAAUAUCAAUACAUGGAACGUUGGCCAAUCUGAAGAUGCAAUGCGAAGGAGACUGCUUCAAGCAAGGCCACCCUCUAUAAACUUCAACAACAUAUCUCUGUCUUCUCGUCCUUCACCUCGAGUUCCUACUCCUGUAUCCGCUGAACCUUCCAGCAAUCCUACAUUCAGAAGAGAUGCUCAGGUUAACCGAUUGUCCUCUCCGACUGCUUCUCCGUCUCCGUCUCCGUCUCCGUCAAUCCCAAAUGCUUUGGCUCCAUCACCUUCAGGAAACAAUCCUAUUAAUUCGGGUUCAGAUCAUCGACCCGCAAUACUGGCUGGAGCCAUAGGGGGUGGUGUAUUCCUUCUAAUAUUAAUAGUCAUUGCCUAUCUCUUUAAAACUUCUAAGUUAUCUGCUGUGAAACCUUGGUCUACCGGGCUAAGCGGACAGCUUCAGAAAGCAUUUGUAACCGGUGUACCAAAGCUGAAGAGAUCAGAGCUGGAAGCAGCCUGCGAAGAUUUCAGCAAUGUGAUUAGUUCUUCAACAGUUGGCACUGUGUACAAAGGGACACUGUCUAGUGGGAUUGAAAUAUCCGUGGCCUACAUCCCUGUGAAAUUUGCCAAAGAUUGGUCAAAGAAUUUAGAAGCACAGUUCAGAAACAAGAUUGAAACAUUAUCAAAGGUGAACCAUAAAAAUUUCGUCAACCUAGUUGGAUAUUGUGAGGAAGGCGAGCCUUUUACGAGGAUGAUGGUUUUUGAAUAUGCUCCGAAUGGAACACUUUUUGAGCAUUUACACAUUAAAGAAUCCGAGCACUUGGAUUGGACGACCAGGUUAAGAAUUAUGGUGGGCAUCGCUUCCUGCCUAGAGCAUAUGCACCAGCUGAACCCUCCCAUACCGCAUACCAAUUUGUCGUCAGCUGCAGUCAAUCUAACCGAAGACUACGCGGCCAAAGUCUAUGAUCCGUUCUCCUGGAACGAGAUAACUGCAGCUGAGAGUGAAACUGAUAGAAAAUACCAUUUGGAUACACCAUCAUUAUCAAGGCCAGAAAGUAAUGUUUAUAGCUUUGGGGUAUUAUUAUUCGAAAUCUUAACCGGAAGGAUGCCUUACUUGGUGGAUGACAAUGGUUCGCUCUACGACUGGGCAUCGGACUAUUUAAGAAGGGAUCAACCACUCAUGCAGAUGGUUGAUCCAACUCUAAGCUCUUUCGAUGCAGAUCAAGUUGAGAAAAUCGGAGAGGUGAUCAAAUCUUGUGUCCACCCUGAACCUCAACAAAGACCAGAUAUGAGAGAAGUCGGUGCAAGAUUGAGAGAGAUCACUGCAAUUACACCUGAAGGUGCAAUCCCGAAAGUUUCUCCUCUUUGGUGGGCGGAGCUGGAGAUUAUGUCCACAGAAGCAAGCUAGGGGAUGAAGUUGAAGUUAUAAGAAUGAAACUUUGAUGUUUUUAUAUAUCUUAUAUAGGUGAAAAGGCAAAACGAAGGUUGCACGUAUUUAGUUUAGGUGAAUUGAAAAUCUGUUGUAUAUACAUACACACACUCUGAUGCAGUGAUACAUACAUACAUACAUAUAUAUACACUCAAGAAAGAGAGGAAAUCCAGGAAAAUCUUCGUUCUGCAUUUCAGCGUGAAAAUACGCAAAUGGAAAAGAAAAAGCAUAAUUUGCAAGCCUAUUGGUCUCUAUUUGUUCUGAUUUGUUCAUUGUUAGCUUUAAUUUUAUUUUCUAUUUCAAUUUUGAA